Messenger RNA from Paramuricea clavata, 4672 nucleotides. The record is from the annotation of a GenBank genome assembly. NCBI's taxonomy places the organism in Eukaryota, Metazoa, Cnidaria, Anthozoa, Malacalcyonacea, Plexauridae.
CAACAAGGGUAUCAAUUGUUUUUUUGAGGAUAAAUACUUUACAUAUAAAGUCUAUAUAGCGCUCAGUAAUUCCUUCAACAUCGGUUUGAACUCAGAGGUUUGAACUGUUUCAGCUCUCUUUUAAUUUUUGAACUGUUUCACGCGAAUCAAAACUUGUUGAAUUAUUGAUUUGCGGCAAAACCCUUCUCAAAUGUCAACUGGCUGAAGCCCACUUGAAGUCUACUCGUAAAUAUUUGGGCGCCCUGUCGAUUCCUGAUCAAAAAUUAUCGUGCUUUAAUACUGUUUACUCACUUUAGUGCUUACUGUUGUUGUGAAUUUAUUUGCUCAUAUACGUCUGAUUGGGUAAUGUUUUUGAUGUGAAGUCUUUUCGCUUCUACUUUAUCUUGGAGUGAAGAUAGUAUGACGUGAAUUAGAUUUUUUAUGGAGGAAUUUGCAUAGCGAAUGGUCACGUCUUUAUUAUUAAACAGCUGUGAGUCAAAUAAAUGACCUUUUUGGAUGCUAAUAAACUUCAAAACAUCUGCUGUUUGUUGCUCAAUUAACAGUCCGCCGUUUCAAAAGACACGUUUGGAAAUAUAGCUAGGAAUAUGGAAGACGAUCCGCGAAUAUUAGUGCGAACCUUGCGAAGAGAUCGCCGCGGAAAGCUUGCUUUACAAACGGCCAUCAUUCAUCUGUGUUGCUCCGUUGCGUGCAUCAUUGUUGGUGUUUUUUCAAUGGCCAUAAUCAAGAGUGCCACUAUUGAACGUGUUUAUGGUUUGCCUUUAUGGAUCGGGCUUUUGGUGAGUCGCGAGUUCUGAGGAUACAAUAUUUUGCGCUGUUGUUUUUGAAAUGAAAUAGCGCAGUUAAAGUUUCCAAUGGAAUAAAUGUUUGUGUACUGUUUUGAAUUUUGCGACAUAUUUUGAAAUUUAAAUGUAACAGGAUUCCAAUUAGAACAUAGUAAAUUGUUCGAUUGUAUUCGUGUUAUAAAACUUCUAAGCGCAUUGUGUUGUAAAAAUAUUAAAGAAAUCCUUUAAAUUUUGAACAGAACAAUGCAAUGCAGUUUAAGUUUGUUCGUGACUGGCUGAUUACACGGAACACACGCUAUAAUAUCACAAAGAUGCCGAAAAUUUCAGUACGUGCAGAAUUAUUUUGUAUAAACUUUCAAAUUACAUGAAAAUAAGUUGGAGUAUAUUACAGCUCAGUUUUCCACAUUCGCACAGGGAAAAAUUCAAUAUGUAUCACAAAUACUGUUUACUAAAAUUCUUUGCAGACAAACAAUUUAAACAAACGUUUUCGUGUGAAAAUUCGUGGCUCGAAAGUCAAAGCGCACGCACGCAAGUUCAUGUAAAAUUGAUUUCAUACCAGCUGUAUCAAAAGAUAGGAGCCGGUCAUUUAUCAUGAAAAAUUCCCUUUGUAUUGUCUUUAGAAUUAUUUAACAAGCUUAAUACAAGAGCUUUAUUACAUUUUCCCCACAUUUUAUCGGAAUUAAACUCUUCAGUUCCCAUUGUGGUCGCUAGUGUCAAGUGUUGUUUAUGUCUGGUGGGAAAACCUUUAAUUAUAUUAAUUUUGUGUUAAUAUUUUAAAUAUUUUAUCUGUAGCUGCUUUUAACUGGCUUUUCUGGAAUCCAAUGCCAUGUCAAGAAGACAAAAUUUUAUGUGAGCAUUACAUUUUAUUUGGGGGGCUAAUGUAAAAUUUGUGAACUGCUAUUAAAUUGUUAAUUAAUGUUUGUGGUCAUUAAUUUUUAAUCGCAAGCUCUAUAUGUCAACAACAGAUCCUUAUUAGCUAGCCAUUUAAAUUAAAGGAAUAACCCUCCAUGUCUCCUUAACCCACUGAGUGCUACCACUCUCUAUGGAGUAGAAUGAUCAGGUGUUAAAGUAGGAUAUUGCCAUUUAAAGGGCUAGGGAAAAUUUUACUCUGUCAAGUGUUGGCAUUGAGCAUAUAAAUAUAGGUUAUAAUUAGCAUCGAAUAAAUUGGGAAAAUAUAAUGGACUGUUUAUUUGUUAUUUUGUUUAACCCAUUACACGCCAGCGCUCUUCCCUUGACAAGUAAAAUUGUCUGGAGACAGAGUCGUUAGACAGAGUAAAAUAAUAAAGUAGAGCACAUCAGGGCGCAAUGCAACUUCAUGGGUUUACUAGACUUACUAGACACAUGGGUGGAUGGGCCUGUUAAUCCAUUAAGCGCCAGCACUCUCUCCUUGACAAGUAAAAUCGUCUGGCAUUAGACAGGGUAAAAUAAUAAAGUAAUGCGCAUCAGGUUGCAAUACGACUCAAUGGGUUAAUUAUUAAUUUUAAUAUUUGCUGUCAUAAUUUUAGGCUGGAUUUUACAUGGUACUCUCGUUAUUGUCCAUGUUUUCAAACCUCAUAGGCAUUGCUUGGAUGCUAAGCAUGAUGAACCAUUCUGAAAUUGUCGUCAUUUGUUUGGUUUGCGUCUUGACGUUCGACAUGGGUAUUGCAUGUUUGUCUACGGCAAUGGGGUGUAAUAUUUUGCUUGAAGAUUGUAAAAUAUGCAAGGUUAGACUUCUUUGUGUAGUACUUAUACCAUAACGAUAGUGUUUGUCAGUCACAAUCUACUGAUCAAAUCCUUUCAUUGUUUUGAAAAUCUCAUUGUUCUCCAAUCCAGUCACUCAUUGUCAAACAAAGGACCUAGCUAUUUUACGAUACUAACCCAAAAAUAUAUGGAUGAGGUUGAGAUGAGUUAUCUAACUUAAGUUUAUGUUACCUUUAGACGAGUUAUCUUUACUUUUUGUUGAGGCCAUUUGUGUUUCGACACAAUUCCUGACUCCUUCAGCAGUUGUCAUUGGGUUGACAUCGUAGUGUUUAAUAUUUUUCAUAUCAACAUUCUCCGACUUUAACAGUUAACUGUUAGUCAAUUACAAAUCAUGACUUAUUUAAUAUUAAAUAAUGUUAUUGAUUAUCAGCCUUGACAUUGCUUUCCAUGACACUUUACUAUAUAGCAUCGAAGAAGAGGUAGAAGUGCUGAUGACUCUCCAACAAACACAGCAAGACCAAUGUCAAGAUUGUGUGAUAGUGAUUCCAAUCGGGUAAGCAUUUUAUCAGUUCUAAACUGUUCCCUUCAGAGAUCCAGUUUGGGUCAUCCUUUAUCAGGCCAGAAUCACUAAAAUAGGAACAAGUAAACCGUAGAACCUGGAUAAAACCUUUGGUGUUUGGUAGACUAAAACUGGAAGUACUCUUAUUCUCACAUGCAACUGAAGCUGAAUUAUUUUGGUAAUUGGUUUGCACUUGACGUCAUAGCGGUCAUGUUAAAGGUCGCCAAAUUGGGGUUGGGGGUUGGACGAUCUGGGACCAACUUUCUUGUCCUCCACAACCAGGGUUUUAUUUUGGGAAGGCUCAAAUCAGUUCCAGCUAAGUUGGGAACCAUAGUUAAGAUUUUCAGUCAAGUGCAAACACAAUAUGCAAAACACGAUUUAACUGUAACAGAGUAGCAAUUAAUAACUAACGGUGAAACUAGGGAGUUCGGAGCAUGCUCCCUGGGGAAAAUUUGCAAAAUUGAGGCUCAUUUCUUGCACUUCCUGGCACCAAGUUAAAGAAUUUGGAUGAAAAAUGUCCCUAUCUACACCAGACAUUUGUGGAUUCUUUUGAUACAAUCUCAAACAAAACUGGGACUGACUUUUUGUGAUUUUCAAGUGGGGGAGGGGUUUACAUCGCACCCCUGAUUUGCAAACUACUAACACUCACACAACUGCAUAGGUCACACAGCCACAAAUUAGGUUGUGACAGCAGUAAUAUAUAUUUCAUAAUGCACACAAGUAUUUAGAAUAACAUUUUGCCAUUUCCUUGUACUCUUAGUAAUUAAAUACUUUUUUCAUAUUCUAUUUAGGAUGGUGAGCUAAGACAAGAGAGAGUUCACUUGACGAUUCAACCAUCAAGACAAGCUAGAUACACACGGCCAAGACCCGGGGACGAGCCGCCACCAUACUCAGAAGUCAUGGGACCACCGCCCCCUUAUUCAGACAAUUGACCGACUUCCCAGGGUCGUUGUAGGGUAUUCAUUAUCAGACCACUUGGCUGAUGGUGCAAAAAGGUUCUGCCGGGCUGUCAAUUUUCCUGAACAAAUAAAUAUUUUGUAAACAUAACAAACAGUAUAGCAGGAGCCAAGAGCCAAAGCAUUUCUACAAUAGGUUAACAGUUGUCACAAUUAAGUGGUUGUUUCCAAUAACAUUACCUAUAGGAAGGACAAAGCUAUCCACUAUAAGUAUAUAUAGGCCAAGUCGAAAAAUACUGUAAACCUAAUAAGCCUCCGAUUAUAAGCACCCCCUGUUUAUAACCCACCAUAUUCACAAACGGUCCUGUCAUUUCGGAUAUAAGCCUUUUCCCUGAAUAUAGCCCCUCGUAUAUAACAUGGGGGCUACAUUGCAGUAUUAUAAUAUGUUAAUUACUAACAUCAAGAGUCGUUCGUAUAUAAGACACCCCCUGUAUAUAGUCCCCACCCCCUACUUAUGUUAAGCCCAUCAAAAAAUGCUUACGAAGCCCUGGGGCUUAUAUUCGGAGUUUUACAGUGUUACUUAGCCGCAUUUAUCCGUAGAAGGGUGAAUGAAAAAUAUAUAUUUUUGUCAUAUGUAUUUUUUUUAAUAUGUGUGUCAUUAUAAUAUAAAAGAUAUUUCAAAAUUAACUUCUUUCGCGCAAGUGUUUAAUGUAAUGUAUAGUGUACAAGAUGUAGCAAUAAAAAUAUUCAAAUUU